Messenger RNA from Letharia lupina, 3771 nucleotides. RefSeq lists its product as uncharacterized. The record is from RefSeq and is a predicted model, not a curated record. NCBI's taxonomy places the organism in Eukaryota, Fungi, Ascomycota, Lecanoromycetes, Lecanorales, Parmeliaceae. The transcript has 6 exons. Bases 1 to 3771 code for a protein of 1256 amino acids. Gene Ontology annotation, molecular function: ATP-dependent chromatin remodeler activity; ATP binding.
AUGGCCUCUGAAAAUGGCGACCCAUUUGAUGGGGCUUCUCCAAACGUAUUUCACCUGCAAGAAGCUGACAGUUACGAUGAUCUGCUCGGUGUCCAAGUUCACAUUGAAGAUCUCGAUCUACCAAUGCCGGAAUCCCAGGAAGAACUCGUCCAAUCUACACCAGGACUUGACAACGAAGCCAUGUCAGAUAUUUUUAUGGAAAAUUCCAAGAUAGAACCACUAGUCCAGAGCAAAGAUACUGACGCGGACAUUCUGCCUGGUUUAACGCCACAGCCAUGCAAGGUCUUUGCCUCAGAGCCCCGUGACGUGGUGACUGUCAAGCCUGGAGUCAAAGAGAAGGAUACGGCGGAGCCAGAGAAGUCGAAGCGCAGCAGUGUGCUAGUCAAGUGCGAGAAGGGCACACCAAACCCUAUGCUCGCACAGCAUGUAUCUGCGAAGAAAAUCCCCCCGAACGAACUUUCGUCGCCGAACGGCUUCAUCUGCAAUCGCGUCCUUGAGCUCUCUGAUACGGGUGAUGAAACCCUCAUCAAAAAGGAGGACAACGAAGAUCCUUUAACUUGGACCAGCAUGCCAGAUGAUAUCAUCUCCAUCUCCGAUAGUGAUGAGGAUCACGACACUCUGAUGCUGCAUUCAGAUGGAAGCUCAGUGCCCAUCAAAAAUGAGGACAACGAAGAUCCUUUAACUUGGACCAGCAUACCAGAUGAUAUCAUCUCCAUCUCCGAUAGUGAUGAGGAUCACGACACUCUGAUGCUGCAUUCAGAUGGAAGUUCAGUCCCCAUCAAGAAGGAGGACGAUGAGGUCGAGUUUCUUUGGGCGAAUAUGGGUGAUCGUGUGAUUGAGCUUGAUUCCGACAGUGAGCCAAGUGCUACUUCGAAGCUUAAUCUAGGGAAGUCAUUCCUGAAAGGAAUAAACCCGAAAGGCAGGCGUCCACCCAUCGACCUUUUAGGAGCCAGGCGAGCACAGGAAGCCUAUCUCCGGGCUCAUCGCCGUAACCAUGAUAUCCCGGAACCCUCGGCGUAUCAAGGAGUGCUUAAUGGACUUGGGCUUCAAGGAUUGAAGCGGUCAGAUCUUUCUGUUGACGAUAACGGGUCCGCCUGGAUGAACACUGAAUAUAUCUCGGACGAAGACACUGGCAGAAACUUUCGAGCUCUCAGAAAGAGCUACAAUUCCAAAGUCCGAAAGAACAUCAAUACACUGGAUGAUGACAUCGAAUUUGUAAAAGCCGAAAAGGCGGAGAAUCUCCGACUCGCGAGGCUCAAGGCUGAAUAUGAAGAUGCUCGCGGCUACAGCGACGACGACAAUUCUGACGACGGUCUCUUUGUAUCCCCUUCAUCAGCGAGAACUUCUCGUCCGAAGAGACGCGCAGCUGACGAGCCCAAUGCGGAAAAUGAGAUCUCGGAUUCUCGGACCCCAAAGCACCGCAAGCCAAACAACAGCCGUAAAGGAACUCAGCACGAACUAGAUCAGGAGCAAGAAUUCAACAUGAUGGCGGGAAUUGAAGGCGUUAUCCGUAAGAUCGAAGAAGAAAAAGCUGAAAAGUCGGGAAAGAAAGGCAAGCACAAAUCUGGUAGAAAUGCCAAAGCUGGCAAGAAGGAAGGUUCGAAGAGAAUGAAACGCACGCCCAACGAUCGUGGAUACCUGAAUGAUUCGAACAGUCUUCUGACCAGUAAUGUCUACGAAGACGCAGAUGCGAACCUCAAUCGAGAAGCACUGCCUGUUUCUGGGCACACCCACAAGAAGAAAGCACUCGCCGCGCUUGUUGCCAGUGUCCCUCUUGGAACGACCAAAAAAGAUGCCGUGGCCGAGAAGAACCAUAUUUUGAAAUCGACUGUGACCCUUGGUAGAAAUAUUAAAGGGACUUGCAAGGCAGAUGGCGCAAACGGCUGGAAACUUACGGGCAUGAAGUCAUCGCUCCGCCAUCAUCAAGUACAAGGAGCAGCUUUUAUGAAGAAUCGAGAGACCGGCGGCGAGAAGCCAUUGGGUGGCAUAUUAGUCUUGAAAUCAUACCCAAAACUUGAUGUACCUGAAGACAUCCGCGACGAGGAAGAGUUGAAAGCCUGGUGGGAGAAGCAAUGGAACAAAGAGAGAGAUGUACUCCACCAAGUCCAGUUUCACAGAGUUGUACUCGAUGAAUCUCAAGCUAUCAAGAAUCACGAGACCCAGACCUCAAUUGCAUGCAGAGCCUUGAUGGCAAGGCAUCGCUGGGCUCUAAGUGCGACCCCAAUCAUGAACAGAGUAGAUGAGCUCUAUCCGUACUUCAAGUUCUUGCGCGUCCCAUACACCGGCUCUUUCGGCGACUUUCAGGAAAACUACUGUAAGCCGGGCAGCGAUGAUUGCAACUCGCGAUUGCAUUGUCUUCUGGAUCAGAUUAUGUGCAGAAGGACACUCAAAGACACCAUACUCGGAGCGCCAAUUGUGAAGUUGCCAAAGCACAAUCAGAGAACGAUCAACAUCGAGUUCAGCCCAGUGGAGAAAGCCAUCUAUCGACGCGUCUUCAAAAAAUUCGUCCGUGUCUUGAACAAGGCCUCUUCAGACGGAAAGCUCGAGAAGCAUCCAGGCCUUGGUUUGGUUGCUUUCCUCCGAUUACGACAACUGUGUGCUCACACGUUCCUCGUCCAGGAGGUUUUAGAAGAGAUUUUGGACCUUGAAAGCAUCGAUAACAUGGAACAAGCACUCAUUUGCGGCGCGACUAUAGAGAACAAGAACGAUCGAAACUUGCUAGAAGCCCUGAGACGUAUGAUCAAGGCCAAGGCGGAAGUGGUAGAACAGCCCGAAGAGUCUGAACAAGAGCACCCUGGCAAGCUUGCAGCCAAGUUCGGCAGCUACCUCAAGACUUUGAGAGCGAACUCCAAUUGGGUUGAACUUAGGAUUCGUACUCAAUGCCAUUCGUGUGGGGAACCACCUGAGAGCGCCAUUGUUACAAGCUGCCUGCACGUCUAUUGCAAAGAAUGUCUUCAGGGCAUAGCCAACACAGCAUCCACGAAAGACGAAGAUGAGACGGCUUGUCUGGAGUGCGGUGUGGUCUUCACUGGAGCCGAACCUUGCGCCGGCCUGAAAGAAUUGGAAUGGGACGACCUUUGGCUGCUCAAUGAAAUGGCUGGCUGCAAGAGAAGACCUAAGAAAGUCAACAUGGAGUGGGUUACCUAUGAGAACAAGCUUGUGAUGUCUGCUAAAAUCACCGCCGUGCGAACGCAAGUCGAGAAGUGGUUGGAAGAAGAGCCGGAUAAAAAGAUUAUAAUCUUCAGUCAGUUCCACAUGAUCAUGCAGAUCCUGGAGAAAGUCUGUCAGAAAAAGAAGUGGAAAUACUGCACCUACCAUGGAAAGAUGUCACACAAAGCCCGCGACAAGGUGAUCACGGAAUUCGCAAACGACGAUGAUAUGAAGAUCAUGAUUGCCUCUCUUAAGUGCGGUGGCAUUGGCUUGAACUUGACGAUGGCUUCGAAGGUUGUCUGCAUUGAUCUUUGGUUCAACAGCUGCAUGGAGCAGCAAGCCUUCUGUCGCGUGUUCCGCAUCGGCCAAGAGUCAGAGACCUUCAUCUCGAGAAUAGUCGUCGGCGGUUCAGCGGACGACAAGCUCAUGGAGAUGCAGUUGAAGAAGAGCGCACUGAUAGGUCAGGCAAUGGACGACAAGUCUGUCAUGUCAAAGCUCACCACCUACGAUAUUCUGCGCUUGUUCGGGGAGGUCAAGCUCGAUAAGAACCAGAGGCCGUUCAUUCAUCUGGAUGAUGACGAAAAGCUCGACAGCCUCUUUGAGAAACGUGGCGAGACUUGA